AUGGUUGACUCCGACUCAGACAUUUUGAAUGCAAUUGAAGGAAUUGCAAGUGUCAAGUUCGAAUGGUACCAACCUAACCCUCAAGCAGUCAGACAACAUGCUGGAUACUUCCCGUUCAUAAAUAAGUCUGACAUUGACUUGACAAGGUAUGGAAUUUACAAUUCAAUUGAAACAAUUGUCAAUGAACCUUGUAUUCUUACAUGUCUCAGGAACUCUGGUCUUGUUACAGAUGAGAAGAUGAAGUAUCUUGAGUCAUGUGUGAAGACAAGGUACAUUCUCAGAGGUCAAUUGGCAAAAAUUGCACCGUUGGCAAAUGUCAAUAUCCGAGUCAACAUACCUACAGCUAAAGGUUCUUCACAUGACGACUAUGUUGUUGACAAAGACUUACCAUGGUUGAAGAUUGUAAUUGUCCACAACCACUUCAUGUUGAACGAAAGUCUUACAAACCCAUUCUUUGGUAAAAGUAAGUGCAACAUUGUCAGAGCUGUAAACAUUCUUUUCGAGAAAGGUUUGUUGGAACCAAUUCCAGAUGACAAGCUGACAGAAACUUUUGUACCAAAAGACGAAACAAACUUUUCAUUGUUAGCAAGACCAAAAGUUGUUCCAGACAAAGUUCUAGUACAAAAGAAGUACACAGUUCCACAAGGGGUUGGUAUGUUCGGAUACCAACCUGAACCAGAAGAACUUCCAAUGAGGUUGCAAGAACUUCAAGAUGCUAUAAACAAACUUCCAUUGAGACAUCCAAUUGACGUCAAAUUGUAUUGGAGAGCAUCUGAGUUAGGUCAGAAGGUUUUAUAUGAAACAGGUUGCUUCGACGAUGUUUAUGAGAUAACAGGAGAAGUUUCUCAGAAGAUAAGAGACUCACUUGAAUUUCCACAAACUGGACCAAUUGGUUGCGACAAGUUCGACUCAGAUGAAAAGAUAUACUAUGUCGACCUUAACGCUGCAUACAUGAGGUUUGUCCAAUAUAUUCCGACUGGAAUUCCAAACGAAGAUGGUGAGUUCCCGGGAAGGAACUAUACAGUUGGAAAAGUCAUACAACAACUGUAUGAUAUUAGGAAAGCUUCAAACCCCAAACUUGCAAUGACACUCAAAUUGCUUAUGAAUUCGACAUGGGGAUAUUCCAUUAAGAAACCUCAAGAGAUGAAGAGUAAACAUUAUGAGAAGGUCGACAACUUUGUUGAAAG
Messenger RNA from Trichomonas vaginalis G3, 1187 nucleotides. RefSeq names its product DNA/RNA polymerases family. Lineage: Eukaryota; Parabasalia; Trichomonadida; Trichomonadidae. The record is from RefSeq and is a predicted model, not a curated record. The annotation marks the transcript as partial. The transcript has a single exon.